UUCUUUUUUUUUUUUUUUCAGUUUGUAUUAAAAAAUCGAGUGUCUAGGGGAGGAGUUAUCUUCUGGGUUACGUUGGUGAAAAAGUGAUACAAUAUUUUUGACGUUUGAAGGGUUGUUGGAAAUUUGUACGUUACACACGAAAGUUUAUAUUUUCCUUUUCACAAAAUAAAAUCAGAAGCUGAUUGGGAUUUGUGGGCUUGUGAAGAUUUCUCUUUGGGUGAAUUUUCAUAUUGAAGCUGGAUUGUUUCAGAUUCUUGAUUAUUGUUUUUCUUCAUUGGGGGCAUUGCAUUUGAAGGCCUAAAACCAAGAGCACGUCUUGAGUGGGUUCUUAGCUAUUGCCAAAUAGGGCUAUGUUUGUUCUUUUGGAGGCUGAUUCAUAUGAGAAUGGUAGAAAAAUGGCAAAUAUUUCUGAAGGAAGAAAGAAAUUAGCUCAAAGCUGUGUUGAAGACGGAACUUUUUUGGAUGCCAAAGAAGUUAACAAAUACAUGGCUGAACAAGAAUGGGAUCACUGCAUAAAAGACUUGCAAGACAACUCGGUAGCCCCCAAAGACAAAUAUUCGAAUUUACAUCAAACAAAAACUGUCGUGAGUAAAGAACCUAUCGUCAACUUCCAUAGCCAAAAAAAACACAUCCCACGAAGAUAUCUAAGGCACAUGAACAGAAAGCACCAUCGAGUUCUGACAGUAGCUUUGACACCUGGCCCGGUUCCAGGGCCCGCAAUUCCCCCCAUGGAUGAUGAACCUCCAACUUUGCCGAAAAGCAUCUUGCCACAUGUCGAAAAUAGUGAUAAUAAUAAUCAGAAGUAUAUGCUAGUUGGGAUAGUGACGAUUUCGGUAGUGGGACUUGCGAUUGUGGCUCUAUUGUUGUUCGUCUGUCUGAAAAGGAAGAGGCGAGUCGAGCCGAAGGAGGAGGGACAGAGGGAUGAGAAGCCUCUCCUCAACUUCACCAUCAGUGACAUUUCGUCAGGUUCUUCAGGCCACACAUUGAGUAACCCGAGUGGCAAAGACUUUGCAAAGAACCCUUCAGCCGCCGGUUUAUCACAAGCCACUAAUCCCGACCCUUCACAAGCUAAUUCCGAAGCCAAUGGAGCAGCCCAAACAGAGGGUAAAACCGUAAAUGCGCUACCACUUCCGCCCGGAAGAAAACCACCGCCAGCUGCACCGCCGGAGCCGCCGACACCACCUCCUCCCAAACCACCAGCUCCGGCGGCCCCUCCACCGCCUCCCAAGAUCGUCCGCCGCCCGCCGCCCCCAAACCCGCCAGUUCAGGCGAAGCCUUCCCCUCUUGGGCCCCACCACCGGCGAUCUUCCACCGGGGAGAAAAGCAAUGGCUCGGAUGAAUCUGAAUCUGAAGCUCCGAAAACUAAGCUGAAGCCGUUUUUUUGGGAUAAGGUUCUCGCGAGCCCGAAUCAUUCGAUGGUGUGGCACGAGAUUAAAGCUGGGUCAUUUCAGUUCAACGAGGAGAUGAUGGAAACUCUCUUUGGAUACACGCAAGCGGACAAGAACAAAAACGAUCGCAAGAAAGACUCGUCCUCCCUUGAUUCUCCUCAGCAUAUUCAGAUUAUCGACCCGAAAAAAUCGCAAAACUUGGCGAUCCUUCUAAAAGCACUGAAUGUGACGACAGAAGAAAUCUGUGAUGCUCUCCAAGAAGGCAACGCGCUCCCAUCAGAACUCAUCCAGACUCUGUUAAGAAUGGCACCCACAGCAGAUGAAGAAUUGAAACUCAGAUUAUACGGUGAAGAUAUCGCUCGUCUGGGCCCGUCCGAGAGGUUUCUCAAAGUCAUGCUCGACAUUCCAUUCGCCUUCAAACGUCUCGAAGCAUUAUUGUUCGUUAGCACUUUUCAUGAGGACUUUUCUUCAACCAAAGAGUCCUUAGCAACUUUGGAGGUUUAUAUCCCACUUCUCCUUCCCUACUGCCCAAAUUGUCUCUACAAAUUUCAGAAAAAUAAAAAGUAA
Molecule: messenger RNA, 1955 nt
Organism: Striga asiatica
Lineage: Eukaryota; Viridiplantae; Streptophyta; Magnoliopsida; Lamiales; Orobanchaceae
Source: the annotation of a GenBank genome assembly